Rhinolophus ferrumequinum (greater horseshoe bat) is the source of this 4414-nucleotide messenger RNA. RefSeq names its product Fas cell surface death receptor (gene FAS). The record is from RefSeq and is a predicted model, not a curated record. The coding region runs from base 315 to 1295 and encodes 326 amino acids. NCBI's taxonomy places the organism in Eukaryota, Metazoa, Chordata, Mammalia, Chiroptera, Rhinolophidae. Gene Ontology annotation, molecular function: tumor necrosis factor receptor activity; protein binding. Gene Ontology annotation, biological process: motor neuron apoptotic process; extrinsic apoptotic signaling pathway in absence of ligand; activation-induced cell death of T cells. The transcript has 9 exons. Gene Ontology annotation, cellular component: membrane raft; external side of plasma membrane; CD95 death-inducing signaling complex.
CAGGCCGAGUAGCUGAAUCAAAGCCGCCCUCCCCAACCCCGGCGUUCCCCGGCUUCCUCCCCUCCCAACCGGCCCCGGGGCGUAUCUUUAAAUCUCCUCUGGGGAUUCAGAGGAGCCACACACAGGUGCUCAGAGACACUUCUGGACGGAGAGGAAAGAAGUUUGAAAGCCACUUUGCGUGAGCGCCUGGGGCGGGCCCUGGUGAGAAACACCCAUCCAGGCUCGGGAGGGGCCUGUCACUCCUCCCGGGGUGGCAGCCCUAUUCUGCUGGAAGUUUGAGAGGCUCUUUCACUUCGGAGGAUUGCGCCCCAGCCAUGUCCAGGAUCGGGAUUCUCUUGGCUCUGAUACUUACCUUUAUUGCUAGACUAUUGUCUAACGGUGACAACGCCCAAGUGACUGCUGUCAGCCCUGAGGUGUUGAAAUUGCAUAAGAACAUUACUAAAAGGGAAUCUGAGUGCCCGAAAGGCCAACACCUUGAGGGCGAAUUCUGCUGUCAGCCCUGUCCUCCUGGCACACGGAAAGCUACUGACUGCACAACUGAGGGGGGUAAACUAGUCUGCGAGCCCUGCACGGAAGGGGAGGAGUACACAGACAGCGAACAUUAUUCUUCUGAAUGCAGAAGAUGUUCACAUUGUGAUGAAGGACACGGCUUCGAAGUGGAAAAAAACUGUACCAAGACCCAGAAUACCCAGUGCAGAUGUAAAUCAAACUUUUUUUGUGACAGCCCUCCAUGCGAACACUGUAACCCUUGCAUGAGGUGUGAACAUGGAAUCAUAGAGAACUGCACACCAACCACCAACACCAAAUGUGCAGGACCCAGAAAAGAAUUGCUGUGGUUGUUGGUCCUGAUCCUGAUUCCAGCAGUACUAAUAUCUUUGUUGGUGAAAAGAAAGUGCAGGAAAAAUGGCCGUCGUAUAUUUACACCUUCAAAUACUGAAAUGGUCCCAAUGAAUUUACCAGACAUUGACUUGAGUAAAUAUAUUACCAACAUUGCUGAGCAAAUGACGAUAACUCAAGUUAGAGAAUUCGUUCGGAAGAAUGGUAUCAAUGAAGCCAAAAUCGAUGAAAUAAAAAAUGACAAUCUCCAAGACACAGCUGAACAGAAGGUCCAGCUGCUCCGUAAUUGGUUUCAACUUCAUGGGAAGAAAGACGCAUAUGACACUUUGAUUAAAAGUCUCAGAAGAGCCAAUCUUUAUGCUCUUGCAGAGAAAAUUCAAGAUAUAGUUCAAAACGACAUAAGUGAACAUGAAAAUACUAACUUCAGAAAUGAAAAUGAAAGCCAAAGAUUGUUCUAAAGUGAAAAACAACUCACUCAGUUCUGAGUAUAGACAACCAAUAGAAAGAAUUAGUGUUUGAAUGUUUUUAAUAGGGGGAGGCUGUAAAUAUUGCUUGACUUUUUAUUGGAUAUGUUUUUUCUUUUUUUCAUUUAUUAGAUUUGUGGAGCUAAUAUAAGUUUCCCAUGAUUGUGCCUUCAAGGAUGUUUGAAAUCUACUUCAUAAGAACAGACAUAAUUAAGAAUAAAUACAGUGGCAUGUUAAGUAUACAAAUAGGAGUGUUUGCAAAGACAAAAGAUUGGGAUCACACUCUACUAUUUAUCAUGAUUCUGUAGCUAUGAAUGUAAUUCAUGUAUGUGAAUACAAAGGUCUAUUUACAGGCUAACUGCAUCUAUGAAUCAAUAGAUGCUAUUACCUCUUGUUGCAAUGUCACAAUUACUGGAAAAAUGACUACCUGUAAAUUACCUCCCUUGCUCCACGAUGAUUGUAGACAUUUUACCAUAUUUGUAAACUUUGUUUGCAACUCUGAGAGGAGCAUAUUCAGGGGAAGCUUACAUAUAACUCUGAAAGAGGAGUUUAAAUGGUUCUACCUCAAAGAUCUUUGCAUCAAUUAUUGCAUUUAAUUGUGAAAUAUUUCAAUUUUGAAUUCACACAGAAAAUGCAGACUCAAUUAAAAUGCUUGAAUAUUUUAUAUUUGCAUGGCAUUUUACUUGAUCAAAAUAAUCAAUUACUUUCUCAGGUUUCAAAACAUUUCAAUCAGGAAAGUCGUACUAGAGUAUUGCCACCUUUUCAUUUUCUCCUUGAUGUACAUCUCGAAAGCCUCUACACCCCCAAACCUGGAAGUACUGCCUGUGAAACACAAUGAGCCACUAAAAACUAUUGCUGCUCUUAGAAACUUCUAGCCUGAUUUGGAGAGAUUUGUUGCUCUGACAUAAGGUAGCUUCGUGGCAUAUUAUGAACCUAUAUCUACCACCAAAGCUGAAAAGGUCGAUUCUUAUUUUGUCUUGUUCCUCAUAAAAAGUUCUCUUGCUACAAAUGGAGCAAAGAUGAAAUCAUCAGGUUUUAGGAAUUGCUCUUGUUAUUUCCUGCAGCUUCUUAGACAAACAAGCCUCUCUCCCCAUUGCAACUUCCCUACUUUUACAUUUAAACACUUCUGAAAUUUUGCAUUAAUAUAAAUUUUAAUAUUUAUAUUUAUAUCGAUGUAAGCUAAAGAUAGUUACAAAGUAGAUAGAGCUACCUAAAAAGCCUCCAUUAAUGGAAGAGUUUUUUUCCUUAUGUUUGGAAAUAUAUAGGUAAAAAUAUUUAAUUCAAAUCAUAUUUUUGGUAUUUCUGGCUAUCUCUUUGUUGGUGGGGCCUUGGCUUUUUUGUUUUAUUUUCAUUUUCUCUACUACUAAGUGUUACCUAUUUAUGAGUCUUUAAGGCUUCCUUGGUCUCUCAGGAGGUAUUUCCUUUUUAAAGUCUUUUCAGUAGCUACAUAAUUCCCUUCACAGGCCAUUACUGUCAGGAAAAUCCCUCCCAAACAACACAUUAUUAUUUAUUAUGUGAGAAUGUAUUAUGACAGGAUUAUAUGCGGGCACUGGAAAUAUGGAUAAAAAAGUAAAUAUUUCAAAGGGCAGGUUUUAUUCAUAAGAAAGCUAAAUGGAGAUUUUGAAAUAUUCUUUCCUGCAUACUUUCUAUUCUAGCUACUUGCUGACUGCUGGACUAGCUCUCUUUUUUCUAAAUUGAAUUUUAAUAAUAUGUCUUAUGUAACCCGUUGUUCCCAAAUUGUUGUCAUUUUAACAUGCAAUCAAUAUAAAAACUAUUAAUGAGAUCGUUUAUUUUUUUUUUUUUUCCGUACUAAAAUCUUCAACAUCUGCUUUGUAUUUUAAUUACACUUACAAGCACAUCUCAGUUUGGGCUGGCCGCAUUUCAAAUGUUCAGUAGCUACACGUAGCUAGUGGCUAGUGCAUUAGAUGGUUCAGGUCUGUAUCUUUGUUAGGACAGGUUUAGCAGCCUUAACUCUGUGGUGGCCGGUUGAGCCCAGCUACUAAAGUCCAGCACUUCCUGGGUCUGUUCAACCAGGUCUCUUCACUCUGGUUGGUUGGAAAGUCAAGAUCGUCCCGUCCCAUGUCAACUGUGGGCAUUGUUCGGCUUAUAUUGCCCCGUAGUUGUUUUUUGCCUGGUUCUUGGCAUCUUACCUCUCUAUGUGCACACAGUAUUCAGCCAAAGUCUCCAGAGAACCUCUGUACAGACUCCUGGAGCUCUUUUUCUGCAUAGCUUUCAUCUUUUCAGUCCACUGUUCUGGAAAGUCUCACAGUCUCCAUCUCCUGAACCUCUGCUACACUCAACAAGAUGACGGCUAUGCUUAGGGUCCCCACCUGUGCCAAGGUCUGGAAGGUGCCUCUGGGCAGAAAGUCUGAGAGCUCAUAGGGCUCGUCACAUUGGUUUCUCUUCUCUGAAGGGUCACAGUCCGUGCUAACCGAUGUCCCAUUUUCUAACUGUAGACAGCAGGAGGGCAAGUCUGGCACUAGUUCUUCUUCCUGGCCAUAAGCAGAAGUCCUACUUUGCAUAGUGAAACCAAGUCAGAGAACAUCCCUUGCCCACUGUGCGUUUCCGGCAAGAACUUGACAUUCCUUUGAGAGGAGGCACGUUGAGAAAGUCUUUGGACUUGGUGGUAUGGCUCUUCCCCUCAUAGAUUCACCUGAGCGGGACUGCUUCCAUGUCAACUAUCAUAGUCGUGUUCCCAAGUUCGAGGCUUUUAACUAAUCAUUCUUUCACUCUUUCCCCUCCAUUUCAUCCUGCAAACAGCAGCCACCAUGACCUUUCUAAAUGGUAAAUUUCAUUAUGUUGCCUCCUUGCUUAAAGUUCUCCAUGGUUUCUCAUUGCUCUUGAAUAGAGUCUAUACUUGAUUGACGAGGCCCAGUGAGCCCUGGACAUAUGUACCUUUCUAGUAUCCUUUCUCAAUACUUUCCCCUCUUCCGGGCUAAAGCCAUGUCAAACCACUUUUUGUUCCUCAAAGCUGCUGUGCUGUUCUUCCUUGCCUCGGGGUUUUUGCUUUCUUGCUUCUUCCCCCCUUUUGCCUCACUACUUCCAAUUUAUCCCUCAAAUCUUGGCUUUAAAUGCCAUUUCCUACAGGAAUUCCACCCUAAUAUUGUCUAAAC